AUGGGUCUACAUGUGCGCACCAUAACACCCUAUGCCCUACCUGGAGUGCUGGCACUCCUUGCCUGUUGGUGGUUCUUCUCACGAAAGAAAGACAAAUGCAGUACUAAACAUGAUCAGAUACCUGCCAGUGCGGAUAAGGUUGAGACAGACUAUGUCUCGGAAGAAAUUCACAGCAGUUCUGGGGCUAAACUUGUGCAGCUGGACAAAGAGGAGGAAAUUUUAUUACAAGAAGACUGCACAUGCUCCUUGUUGGCUGCACAGGAGCCACCUUUGUACAGCCGUGCACAGGAGCCGUUUGUACCUCCAUCUUGCUGCAGGGUUGAGGAUGACUUGGUGAAAGAAUCCCACUUACAAAAUAUAGAAGUGGGCAUCUCGGAGGGAUUUGUUGAUCAGGAAGUUGUUAAAAGUAAAAGUCCUGACCACUUCAGGGCAAACGGAGUAGCUGAAGCCCAGGGAGUAGCUGAAGCCCAGGGAGUAGCUGAAGCCCAGGGAGUAGCUGAAGCCCAGGGAGUAGCUGAAGCCCAGGGAGUGAAGCCCAGGGAGUAGCUGUUUGCACAUCUUCAGUUCUCAGUCAGUCGUUUGAUGGAAAUAAAGCUGCAAAACAUAAUUCUCACACUGCUUUAAAUGAAGUAGCAAACGUUUGCCCAAUAUCCACUGAGCCACCUUGUGGCUGUAGUCAGGCAGGUGAUAUUCUUGAGUUUCCCCCCAAAGUAAUUGAUCAGCAGAGCAGGGUCACUGAGGGUUCUGAGUUGCAAGAAAUAUGUGCUCAGACUGAAGUUCUUGAUACAUCUGAGCAUUAUUUGCCUGUUAAAGAGCAGAUUGUUCAGUUUUAUGUUAAAAGUAAAGCAGUAGAUACAAUGUCACCCCUACAGCCAGCAGAGUCUGUAGAGAGGGGAUUAGUAGCCACAGAAGUAAAACAACAUUUUUCAGAAUUGAUAGUACCAGCAUGUCAUGGCCAAAAUCAAAUUCAGGAAAUCGCCUGUGAUGCCCUUAAUCAGCACAUUGAUGAGGUCUGUGAUCUUGGACCUGGAAAACCAUGCGCUUACAGUGAGGAUAUAACCAGUGCAGUGUCUGCCAAAGAGCUAGAUGUACAGCCCUCUGUGGCUGAAGCACAGGUAGACUGUGCAGGAAGCCAUUUAGUACAGUGCUGCCAGUCCAUAGAUGAUGAAAUAGGAUUAGAAUAUAAAGAUAUUGUUGCACUCUGUGAAACCCAGUCUUUAAAAAGAGUUCCAUCGGAUGCCUUUUCUAAAUGUCUUGAAAGAAAUGAAGAAUAUGAGAAUUCAUGUCCAAUGGUUGAUAGUUCAAAAGAUGCAAAUACUAAAACAUUUUUGGGCGACUAUGAGGCAAACCUAGUUGAACAACUAGCCAUAAACAUAAUUUCAAAAGUGAUUGUAGCUGCUAGACAAGAAAUUUUGUCUAGCUCAGGAAGUGAUGUGUCUGACGGCAGUUGUCAAGUUCUUGAUGAAACUAGGGAUGUGCGAACAAGAGAUCCACAGAGUAAGCAGUUGUUUCAAGAGAGUGACGAGGGUUCGGUUUCUGCAAACCUUACUUUGGGUUUAAUAGAUUUUGACUGUACGUGCGAGUCUGAAUUAACACAAAGUAAGGACCUUGGAAAUACAGAAUUGAGAAGUAAUGAUUUCUGUCUAGAGCACCAAAGGGAAGAAAAACAUAAGCUGCCUAAUACAUCAGUUUAUCAAAUGUCAUCUGAGUCAGACUUCAGUCCAGUUCAUAGAAGAACAGAUUUUUUUGAAGAAUGCCAACCUGCCUUGGAGGAUUCUAGUCUUAGCGUAUGUACAUCAGAAGAAGGAAUCAACAUGGAUGACCCAUUGCAAAGCACAGUGUUAUCUACUGUUAGUAUUGGUUAUGGCUCGCUGAGUUCUUCGGGAAUUGAGCUAUCGAGGGAAACGUUUAAUGUGUCCAUUGAGCUACCAAGGAAGGUUACUUGUGGAGAAGACAAGGCGCUCUACAGUAAUGGAGAUAUAAAGAGAGGUUCUCCAGACUUGAACAAUGAAGGACCCUUGACUACCGAGUCAGAGGCAGAUCACUCAGGAGGAUCGGAUGUAAACAGCAUGGACUCUGUGGAUAGUGGCUGUGCUUUGGGAAAUAGUGAGCAAUUUCAAAAUGUGAAGCAGAAGUCUGAUGCAAAAAAGGCUGACCUUGUGAUAUGGGAGUUUGAAGUGCCAAAGUAUUUGGUUGGCCGAUUAAUUGGGAAACAAGGCAGGUUUGUGAGUUUCUUGAAGCAGUCAUCGGGUGCCAAAAUAUAUAUCUCUACUGUGCCUUAUACACAGGAUAUCCAAAUCUGUCAUUUAGAAGGUUCUCAACAGCAGAUAGACAGAGCUCUGAGUUUAAUCCGAAAGAAGAAAUUCAAGGACUUGAAUCUAACAAACAUAUUUGCACCUCCUCCUCCUCUGAUUCCUCUUCCUGUUGCAUCAUGGCUCACACUCCCAAAUAAUGUCUCAGUGGAAGUAGUUGUGGUUAAUGUAGUGAAUGCAGGGCACAUAUUUGUCCAGCAGCGCACGCAUCCUACCUUUCAUGCACUUUGUGGCUUGGAUCAGCACAUGAGCCUCUGUUACUCACAGCCUGGUGUUCCAACAUUGCCCACACCUGCAGAAGUUGGGAUUCUCUGUUCUGCACCUGCUGGGCCCAGUGUUUGGUGGAGAGCACAAGUAAUGGGCUAUUUUGAAGAUACCGAAGAAGUUGAGAUCCUCUAUGUGGACUAUGGUGGCUACAAUAGAGUCAAGAUUGAUACACUCAGACAAAUCAGG
This is a messenger RNA of Staurois parvus, 2765 nucleotides long. The record is from the annotation of a GenBank genome assembly. NCBI's taxonomy places the organism in Eukaryota, Metazoa, Chordata, Amphibia, Anura, Ranidae.